Lampris incognitus (smalleye Pacific opah) is the source of this 847-nucleotide messenger RNA. Its product is annotated as coiled-coil-helix-coiled-coil-helix domain-containing protein 5. Lineage: Eukaryota; Metazoa; Chordata; Actinopteri; Lampriformes; Lampridae. The transcript has 4 exons. The coding region runs from base 100 to 423 and encodes 107 amino acids. The record is from RefSeq and is a predicted model, not a curated record.
CUCUACGCAAAUAUGGCGCCACACGCUGAAACGCUGUCACCGAUAACCUUACAUUUUCAGUUUAUUUAAACCAGACCCGCAAAUAUUCUUCAGAGCAACAUGCAGGCUGCAAUGGAAAUUACGGCAAAAUAUUGCCAUAAAGAAAUGGAAGAGUAUGGGUCAUGUGUGGCUUCUCAUCCAUCAACAUGGCAGCAUCAGUGUCAUGCGCUUAAGAUGAAGGUCGCAGAGUGCACUUCUUCACACCCAGUGAUCCAGAAGAUCCGGUCUAGUUGUUCCAAGGAGUUUAUGGAAUUUGACCAGUGCCUCCGAAUAAACCAGGCCAAACCUGACUCCUGCUCACCACAUGUAACACGCUUUCUCUGUUGUGCAGAGACAGUGGACCUCUCUGAAGUGGCUACGGAUCCAGUCCCUCAGCCCUCAUAGAAUCCAGUGACCACCCACAAAUCUCCGGGCAGAGCUAUCUCAAUAGCAGCACUACAGAUGGAUUUGUCAACCAGUUUAUGUACAGUUACAUUUUUUUGACUUCUUGUCCUUAUGAACGGAGACAAGAUUAACACCUUGCUACCGACUCAUACGCUUGGAAAUCGCUGUCUUGGCGAAAUACUGUAAAUUUGAACAUUUUGACAGCUCACUGCGAGACCGACACUGGUGCAUGUGGUGUGAGAGUGUAGAUUAAAAAAAAAAUCACGACAUGUCCCCUUGUACUUGUUUUGCUCCUCCAUCCUCCGCGUAAUAAUGUUUGUAUGAAAAUUAGGUUUUAUGCUGUGAGCAAUAGAGUGCGGUACAGAGAUUUUUUCUUGUGUUAAGUCUUUCAUUAAAACUAAUGUCAGAGUUGUAUUACUCACCC